GCAGCAGCAGGGAAGGAGGCGAGGAGAGCAAGGCAGGAAGGCAGGAGAGGGGCACCAGGAGCAUCCUCUCCUCCUCCUCCUCCUCAGCCUCCUGCUGCUGCUGCUGCUGCGGGCCAUGAGCGCCGCCGGGGCCCUUGCUGCCGGGGCUGCUGUGUCCGGGAAGAAGGUGGACGAGGCUCAGGCGCUGGCGCGGAGCUGCGCGGGGCGCCCGGACUUCCAGCCCUGCGACGGCCUCUCCCUCUGCGCCACCCACAGCCACGGCAGGUGCUUCAGGCUCCACUGGUGCUGCCACCUGGGAUGGUGCCACUGUAAAUACGUUUAUCAGCCGAUGACUCCAGUAGAGCAGCUUCCAAGCACCGAAAUACCCGUUCAGCCUCGAGGAACCACAAACACCAUUCAGAUAUCUGUCUCACUCAUGGAACACUUUUUGAAGUUUGCACCCGUCUUCCAGCCACCAUUACCCCCAGACUCUCCACGGUUCUGCACAAUCUCGGACCUCUUUAUUGACAAUUACCGUGUAAAAUGCAUCAAUGGGAAGAUGUGUUAUGUCCAGAGGCAACCAUCUGCUCUACCCCAUAAAAUGAAGCCUCAGGAUUCACGCAAUGCCUUAAUUCUGAGAGAGAAUAAUACACCAAAAAUAGAUCAUUGCUCUUCCCCUUCCAGCUCUGAGGACUCUGGGAUCAAUGCUGUGGGGGCUCACUACAUGGAGUCAUGCGAUGAGGACACAGAGGAAGGGGCAGAGCUAAGUUCAGAAGAAGAUUAUAGUCCAGACAGUAGCUGGGAACCAGAUGAGUGUCCCCUCUUAUCACCCUCACAAUGUGAACUAGAAGUGAUUGAGACCAUAGAAACCACAGUGUGAAAUGCUGAGCUGUGAGCUAGCUAGGCAUAUUUCAAACAAUACUGGUUUUCUAACAUUUAUACUGGGUUUUUUUUCCUGACAGGUCUUCCCCCACCCACCCACCCACCCAGUACACUUGAUACCCCAUGAAUGCAGUGACAGUGUUAGCCAUCUGUGAAGCAGUUGGUUGAUACUAAUUAUACCAAUAAAUUUUAAAGAGUCCUGUCAUAUAAUUUAAAGGGUGUCACCAGUUUGACAUCAUUACUUACAGACUAUUCCUGUUCCCAGUAAAGGGCAGUAAAUUUGUGAAGAUCCUACCAACUUGGAAGCUCCUCCUAUUAAUUCCAAAUUUUAAAUGAUAGAAAAUGUUUACUUCUUUGGAACUAGGAUUCAGUUUUUCAUGCUCUUCCGAAACACCAAUAUUAAGUUAGCCAUAUGCCUGGUGAGCUGAGCUGAAUCCAUAUAUGGGCCUUUUAUUAUUAGUAUUACUAUAUUAGAUAUAAGAGACUGAGGCUGUGCCUCUGACUCAAAACUCUCUGUUACGGUGCACCACUUUCCAAGAACUCUGCACACACAUUUUUUUUCCAGCUGGAGAGUAACUCAAGGGGUUCCCAGCAUAAGCACAACAUGUUUUUGAUAACUAGAACCCUGUCUCUGGAACAAGAGAAUGACAAAAAGGCUUGAAAUGAAAUCCUCCACAAGAGUGGGUUUUUAUACUGCCAUCUGACCAAAUUCCAUUGGCCUUCUUCAGUUUGACUUAAAAUUCUUUAGGUGGUUCAUGCGCAAAACUGAGGGCAAACUGGAUUUAGUCACAAAGGCAUGGUGUACCUGCAAGAGCUGUUAAUGUGAAAUGAGUCCAUAACAAUGUCAAAUUGAGUGCAUAGUCAAACUCCUAAACUUUGGGUUUGAUUCUCAAACCAGACAGAUGUUUGGCUUUCAAUGAAACCAUAGUAAAAGAGAUUAAGUUGUUGCCUUCUGCUUGUAGCAGACAGCUGUCAUGAAUCUGUGAGGUACUGUUCAGAAAAAAGCAGCACAACCAAUCAGUGUCAUGCCAGCAGCUUCUGUGACAAAUACGUUCACACAACCCUUUCUGCUGUGACCAUGUUCAACCCAUGCACAGUAAAAUGGAGAAAAAAAAUAUUUCAAAUAGCUCUGCAUGAAUUGACCGUAAAGCAACUGAGAAUUGCAAGCCAGCUCAGUGUAGAAGGCAAUGGAGUACAAUAGGUCUGUUCUACUUCUUGCUCAUCAUAGCUCUGCUUUUUCUGAUCUGGUGAUGGUUCAAGAUUCAGUUUUAUUAUGAGGUCAAAGUAUUUGUUUAAAUGGAUCAUUCCCAUGCCCAUCAGGCAGAAAUGUAGCUAGCUAAAAGAGAGCCUGCAACUGUAGGUUUAUUUGCUGGAGUCUAAUCAAAGACCACUUGAAAAAAAACCUUCCGUCUUUCAGUGUGUCUCUCAAACCCUCCUUAAUAGUUCUAUCCCACUAACAGACACAAAACAGAUGAAAAGUGUACAGUGGUCAGCAGGUCUUUAAAACCCCUGCUGUAAAUGUGUUUAGUUAUACAGAAGCAGGUUAUCAUGUGAGGAAAGCAUAGUGAAGCUUUGAGGUGUAAGGAUGUGUGGUUGUUUUUCUGUUGGGUUUUGUUGUUCUACUUCAGUCAGCAAAUUAAAGUACUGCAGUCAUGUGAAAGGAGAUAUGACAAUAUUUUUCCAAAUAACAUGUUGUGACCACAGCUGUGAUCACAGGUGUUUUUCCCCCUUGAAUUUUUUGGUUUGGCUCCAUACGGUACAUCUUUUUAACUGAAAGAUCUCCUGUAACAUUAGGGCUUCUAUUAAUAAGUGCAGCCCAGUUUUAUAACACUUUGGUUAAUACAUAUUCCAUAAAUCUUGGUGAGAAUGAGAACAUAUAAAUAUGUACAGUUAUAGCUCUCAGUACUAGAUUAUCUUAUGCUGUGUUGUUGAAUGCUGCUCUUUAAACACUAUUCUGACACAUUACUAAUUUUUAUACAUUACACUCUGACUUAGGCACCUUUUAGAAAGCAUUUAGAUUACAAUGUGUGUUAUGAAUUACUAUAUAAACUAAUAAUGUACUUUAAAAUAUAAAAAUUAUACCCUAAGAAGAAAAAAUUAAAUAUUUAUUCUGAUGAAUUAUAUUAAAAUACAGGUUUUGGCACACACACACAAACACACACUAAAUAAUUCAGUUCUGAGCAUCACAAAGGUAAAGCCUUUAGAAUUUCUGAAGGUUUGGUGCAUUCUGCUAAUCUUUACAGAGAAACACUAGUUCAUUAUAGAAUGUAAUUAAAAUUCUUAUUAUUUGGGUGGUGUCAUUAAAGUUUUUUCUUCUCAGGUUCAGCAUUCUUAAUGGCUUUUAAAGUGGGAAAUUAAUACAUAAAAUAAGGUUGUAUUACUCUUAACUAUUUUGAACUGUGGGUUUAAGAUACCUCUUGCCUGGAUAUAUUUGCAGUCGACUCUCUCGGGUUUUCUGGCUGUGGGAACAGCAGAAAGGACUGCAGAAAACUUCUAGAUCACUUUGGGGACAGAGACAGGACACCUUCAUAUACUAAACUUUAAUUUCUUUCAUUACAUGAAGAAUCAUGACACUGUCUCCUCUCAGCAAGCUGGCAGCCAUGAACUAACCAGAGCUAGGAUUUGGCAAAUACAUUCUGAAUGGAGCAAUGAGCUGGGGAAAAUUCAGUACAGACUUACAAGGAAACACUUUAUCAAACUGUUAAUUAGCAAUAGCUGUAUACAGUGUUAAUCUCUUGAACAUGUUCUGUUUUGAAGUCUUAAGCACAGUGGGUAAAGUCUUGUAGUGCCUGGUUGUCUUGGAGAUUGCCCAGGUGUAAAGACAUGGUAGGAUUUGGUUAGAUGAUUUAGCACAUAAUGCUGUGUCUCAAAGUACUCUCAAGAGUACCCAGCUGUUUCUUGUAAACUUCUCUCUCUCUAUCUCUCUCUCUCACACACACACAAAUGAAUAAAUGUGAAGACUGCUUUUGCACAAAAACAAAGUCAGAUUUCUUUCCCAUGAUUCUGUCAAAUUCUUACUGUGGAGUGGUGUGAUUUGAUGAAGUAGCUAUGCAUUAACAUGAAACUAUUGAUGUAAAAUGGAAUUAGACAUCUCAACUGCCACCUGACAAUUUUAUGAUCACUGAUAAAACCCAGUUACCUCCUU
Sceloporus undulatus (fence lizard) is the source of this 4006-nucleotide messenger RNA. It is a transcript of the gene C3H3orf70, whose product is annotated as chromosome 3 C3orf70 homolog. The transcript has 2 exons. The record is from RefSeq and is a predicted model, not a curated record. Lineage: Eukaryota; Metazoa; Chordata; Lepidosauria; Squamata; Phrynosomatidae. Bases 116 to 859 code for a protein of 247 amino acids.